UCUCUCUCUCUCUCUCUCUCUCUCUCUCUCUCUCUCUCUCUCUCCCUCUCAUCAUACAAUACCAUUGCUCCAAAAACCCAUGCUCACCAUAGCAACCUCAGAGGAACAUACAACACAUCGUGAUCAGUAUCAGAGGCUGGAAAAACUGGACCUGCAUGUUAUGGCACAUUGAGAAGAGGCAGAGAUCUCCAUAACAUCCCACAGAGAUGCAUGACUUCAUGGAGUAACUGACACUCAGAGAUCCUCCUGUGAUGUCCAGUGUAGGCCCAAAUUUGCAGUGGAGGUGGUUAGAGCUUCAUGACUCUGUGUCUAUAGGAAAUGUGGAGAGAAGGUUCCGGACCGCUGCAGGGUCCAGACAGUGGAGGAUCCAUCGUCGACCCAAACCCAGACACUCUCUCUUUGAUGAGCGCAGGCUUCAUUAUGCUGCUUGGGAAGGCUGCCUGGAUCAGGUCAAGGCCAUACUGGAACGUGGAGUUCCUGCUAACUGCCAAGAUCCAUAUGGUUGGACAGCCGUACACCACGCCUCUUUCAAGGGUCAUCUCGCCUUGAUCAAGUUCCUACUGCAAACAUGUCAGGUGGAGGUAAACUGCCAGGACUUCUUUAACUGCACCCCCCUGCACCGCUCCUGUAGCGGAGGAAACCCCGAAACCACAGAGUUUCUCCUCCAGAAAGGUGCGUCACAUGAAGCGAGGUCCUGCUCCGGCCAAACACCCCUUCACCUGGCUACAGCUGACGGACACCUGAGCACAGCCCGUGUUCUGCUCCAGCACCUGGCUUCACCAAACCUUCAGGAUUUUAAUAAGUGGACCCCCCUGCAUUGGGCGGUGUUGGGGGGCUGGGGGGACGUAGCAGAGCUCCUGCUGGAUAAUGGAGCAGAUGUAGAUGGAGGAAGGGGUGUGGGGAUGACUCCCUUGCAACUGGCGGUGCUUGUGGGGAAUGAGGCAGGGGUGAGAUUGCUGAUCCAGAGAGGUGCAGAUGUCAAUACAAGGGGACCUAAUGGGCGGACGGCCCUGCACUUGUGUGCUUCUUUUGGAGACAAAAAGAUCCUCCAACAUCUUUUUAAAGGAGGGGCCAGGCUUGACAUUAGGGAUGGAGACCUAGCUUCUCCACUGCACCUGGCUGCCCGCAGUGGUUCCAGCGCUGUGGUGCAUCUUUUGAUUCUGAAUGGCUCGGGACUUGAAGACAGGGACAAUCUCAAAAUGACACCACUGCAUUACUCGACACUCAGGGACAAUGUGGAGGCUGCCAAGCUCUUGCUUCACUAUGGAGCAGAUGUGAAUGCUAGAGAGAGAUUAGGGCAGACACCCCUACACCUGGCCUCUGAGAGAGGUCACUUAAAGGUACUGAAAGUGCUGCUAGACAAAGGUGCCGAUCCGUUUAUAAAGAGCAGCUGGAGAGAGACGGCAGAAGAUGUUGGAAGGAUACACAAUCAGCCCUGUAUUCUUCAGCUCCUUCAGCAACAUCAGAUGAUGCGGAGGAGGAAUCAGGACCAGGAUGCCAAAGAAAUGAAAUGACGCUGAAUUAUACAACAGUAACUUCUGCUCAUCCAACUUGACUGGACAUUAAACAGCAUUGGGAGGCUUAAUUGUUUGUAUCUGCACUUACAAAACAUUUGCUGUGGUAAUGAUCAUUUCUGCAAAAAUACAGCAAUGCUGUACAUUAAUAGGGAAAUAUUUGAGAAAUGUUUAACAGUGUUGACCAAUACCAUGGCCACAAAAAGCUGUAGUGCGUAUGGCAUUUCAACAGAAUGUAUGGAUACCGUUGUGAUGUUUUGUCUAUGAGAAUAAAAUAAUUUUUUAACAUUUA
Molecule: messenger RNA, 1806 nt
Organism: Paramisgurnus dabryanus
Lineage: Eukaryota; Metazoa; Chordata; Actinopteri; Cypriniformes; Cobitidae
Source: RefSeq, a predicted model, not a curated record